UGGACAAGAGGUCUGGAGUGGAGAGAUGAAGGGCUCUCCUUAUUGGAGUCAGAAAGGAGGGCAAGGACACCUACCUCCCAAGAAGACAGAGUGAGACGGAUCAAGGAAGCUCUUGACUGGGAUUGGGGGGUGGGAAGGGAGACUGGGCCUACAGGGCAACUCUCUCUCUCCCUCAUUUUUCCUUUAGAAGGUUUGAAGGGGGGCCCAAGUAGGAGAAGGUCCAGUGAGAGAGAGAGAAAGAGAGAGAGAGAGAGAAAGAGAGAGAGAGAUUGAGAGAAAGAGAGAGAGGGGGGCCAGAGUCUGGUAUUUUUAGCUCCAAAGAACAAGGGCAGCUGGGAAGGGAAGAAGAUUUGGGGUGGAUGGGCAGCUGUUUUGAAGGAAUGCCUGGCUCCAGGCAGCUAUAGACCAGGAAAGAUUUAGGAAGGGACAGAGGACAUUGCAUUUAUCUGGGUCCAGAUCCCACCUCUGUCUCUGUGUGGAUGCUUGGGAUGUCGAGGCAUGUUGCUUCCCCCUCUGAUCCUGCUUCCUCACCUGAGAAGCUGAGAUGAACACUUGUAGGAAUAUCAAACAUUUAUGAAUGUUUGAAGGUGACCAGGUUGAGAGGUAACCACUGGGGGCUACCCAGAGUGGCUGCCACUCACCCAAAGAGGGGCCAGUCUUCCUCUAGAAAGACUAUUCUUACCAUCGGUACAUAUAAACCACCAUCAUGUCUGGUAUUCCCUUCGUGGGUAACACCUUCCCAAAACACACCAUCCAACCCAAAUGCCUCAGCUGCCCUGGUCACCCCUAUUGUUCCGUCUGUCCAAGCCGGAAGGAUCGGAGCAAAUCAUCCAACAAGACUCAUGGGAAGCCCCCUGAGAAACACAGCAGCAGCUCCAAGGCUGAAACUACUGCCAAGGACGCCGCCACCGAGUGUGCCCUGAAACCAGCCUGCCGGGGUCGCCCUCACUGCAUGCUCUGCAUGGACCGUCCUGAAAACCCCUCCUUCUUGGACUGCAUCAUCGAAGGCAUAGAUUACCUGGACCGCUCCCUGAACGACAUGGGCUCAGCCCAGCCCAGCAAGUCCGGCAGCAAGUCCAGCAGCAAGUCCGGCGGCAAGUCCAAAUCCAAAGCGGAGGAGGCUCGGGGCGGCGCCUCGAGUAAAAAGUCACCCACCACCAGCCCCUCCAAGACCAGCCAGGACCAAGGCCAGCAGAACCCUAGCUCCACCUCUCUGCAAUGCCGCCCCGACAGCAAGGGCAGCCUCUCCACCACGGUGCUCCCCAAGGCGGGGGCCACGAACUUGCAGGAAGAUCCUUGGAUGGGGGCGAGCAUCCCAAUUAGUCAUAUACCCAAGCUCUUUGAGAAAAUUCGUGCGGGGUGGGCUGCCCCGCCUGACCCUAAUGCAGCUCUGUGGUGGUAAAAUUAGUUCCAACUAGGAGACUUGUUUUCUCCCUGCAAAAUAAAGCAUUUUUAGCAAGGCA
This is a messenger RNA of Monodelphis domestica (gray short-tailed opossum), 1463 nucleotides long. RefSeq lists its product as uncharacterized. NCBI's taxonomy places the organism in Eukaryota, Metazoa, Chordata, Mammalia, Didelphimorphia, Didelphidae. The record is from RefSeq and is a predicted model, not a curated record.